GUAUAUAAUGUAUGUAUGGAGUGCUUGAAUAUCGUUUGGUCUUGAGUCACCGUUAUAGGCCUAGAACUACUUGAAUUUUAAGUCUGUGAAUAUUCGCCAUAGAUCAAGAAAUAUUCCAGAAACAAUGCAGGACACAUACGCAUACAAGAGGAGAUAUAUAACGCUCAAAAGGAAAUGUGAUUCACUAGAAUUGAGUAAUGAAAGAGUUCUGAACAGACUGUGCCAUGUCAAGAAAUAUAUUCACAAGCUUUCUAGAGAAAGAAGGGGCCUCGCGAAGAAGCUGACAGAACUUGGAGAUGGAUUCAAGAAGAGUGAUUUGACAGUCCCGCUUGAGGAAGAACUGCCCGGUGCAAUGACGGGAGGAUCGGAUAGCCCAUCGCCCAGUGGACCGGCUGUAGGAGAAACCCUGGGCGGGUUUGGUCCAUUCACCCAAGGAGGACCGGUCAAAGGCGAGGAGAUGGUCACAGUGGUGCAGGAACCACCGCGACCUGUCGUUGUCCAGGUCAAGCCAAGGAAGAAAAGGACAAGGGAUUCCAACAAGCCUGAGAGAGAAAAAGAUCCUAACGCACCCAAGAAGCCUGCCAAUGCUUUCCUCAUGUACUGUCAACAAGAGAGACAGAAGGUACAGGAUGGUGAAGGCAACGGCAUCUACUCUGCGGAUAUGAGCCAUCAAGACCUCACCAGACAGCUGGCUAAACAGUGGAAGUUCUUAAGUGAAGAGGAAAAGAAGCACUACUACCUACUGUACGAGAAAGAGAAAGAUCGAUACGACAAGGCAGUCAAGAAGUAUGCUAAGGGAGCUGGACUUGACAAGAAGAAAUCAUCAAGGGAUAAUGGAAAUGAUGCAGAUUCAGAGACAAUCGAUGUGGUGAAGAUGGGCCAGGAGAAAGAAUGGAGGCCAAAGGUGUUCCGAGAGGAAAAGAUUACCUUGAAGACAUCCCACACCAGUGAAGAUCAAACUAUCGAUGUUGAGAAGGACGAGUUUGAGUUCACCGAUCCUCCAGGAAUGGCCGAGGAACCUAAGAUUUGCUUGGAGAAGAUUGACAAGAGCAAGCUCUUUGACAAAGCCAGAUUGUUCGGAUUACCUAGCUUGGACUCUCAAAAACACGAGAGUAGCGGAAGCAAAGCAGACACAGGCGGCAAGCAACUCAGAGAUUACUUCAUGAAGACAGAAAUGAGGCCGUUACCUAGGCCACAGAGGACAGACUUCAAAGGCCCGGCCAUUCUGGAGAUUGCAACGGGUCGUAAAUCUGCCUCACCGACCAUGUUGAGCCACGCAGCUCCGAAGAUGUUACCAGAAGCUCCUCUAAGACACGCAAUGGAGCUGAGCAUCAAGGAGCUUGUUGGCGCAAGACCUAGUUCCUUUGAGGUCAGAAACCCUGCAAUGAUAGAGCUCAAGAGCAAGGGAGAGGAGAGGACCGUGCUAGCAUCAGCUCUCCAGAAUAAACCCAUGUUUGACAUGAAGAUGCGAUCGAGCACAGACUACACCACCAAGCACAAACCAAUCCUAGAUGUCACAGGGCCACCUAGUGAUGCUUCGAACCCAUGGGGCAUGAUGUCUUCAGAAGUUAAGAGCAAGUUAGCUGUGGAAAUGAGAAGCAGGGUUAGUGCAGAGCAGGACAAACAUAAGACCUUGAUAGACUCGAACCCCAGGGCCUUUACAGAUUCAAAGGCCACCCUUGCAAGUGAAUUGCGAAGCAAGCCAUCUAACUCUGAGACCAUCAAGUGUGCUUCUCCCCUUGAAAGCAAGGUUAGGGGAUCCCCUGAAACCAUGAGAAGGGUGUCUUUGGACAACAAGAGAGCAGUGAUAGAGCUUAAGAAAAUCCCUGUAGACCCUUCUGACGAUCCCUAUCAUUUUGAUGAUUAACCCUCUGCCACCAAUUUAGGAACAAUCGUCAUCAACAAACUCUAAAAUGUAUAUCAGUAUAUAAUGUAAAUUCUGGGCUCAUCUUUGCAAAUUAUUGUGUAACUUGGCCUUAAAUAUUUUUUUAGUGGGAACGCCUCGUCAAUAUGUAUACCUGAUUCUACUUCAGAAAAAAAAAUAAAAAAUUAUUCAUCCAGAUGUGUAGUAGAACAUUACUAUUAAGUGCCGCCCACAGCAAGUAAGGCGUUCAACUCUUUACAUCUUGUGUCUCUUACAAGUUACACAAAGAAUGUGACCUUGACCGAUUAUAAAUAUAGUAUGUUAUGUAUUGGUUUGUACUGUCUAGUAAGAUCUUGUAAAGAAAUUUUAUUGGAAAAUAUUUGUGGUUCAUCUUUAUGGGUGUAGGAGGACCCAUGAGAGAGAAAGUUUAAGACCUGAUAUAGAACGAGUUUCUAUAUGUUUUGUAAUUUCUUAUUAUUCAAGGAGUCAUUCUUUACUGGUCAGAAGGUAAUAUUGGCAGGGUUGUGUAUGAAAAGUAGGAAGGGAACAAAUGUAUUUUAGUUCUAAAGGCAAAAGCUUUAGAGGAGAUACACAAUCAUUUGCUGGCCAGUCUUACUGACAAAAUUGAACACUGAAAACAAUAAAUUUGCAAAUAACCCACUGA
Strongylocentrotus purpuratus (purple sea urchin) is the source of this 2528-nucleotide messenger RNA. RefSeq lists its product as uncharacterized. The record is from RefSeq and is a predicted model, not a curated record. The transcript has 6 exons. NCBI's taxonomy places the organism in Eukaryota, Metazoa, Echinodermata, Echinoidea, Camarodonta, Strongylocentrotidae. The coding region runs from base 125 to 1867 and encodes 580 amino acids. Gene Ontology annotation, molecular function: transcription cis-regulatory region binding.